AUGAGUUCGACAUCGAAAAUAUCUCGAGAAACAAUCACUAAAUGCCUCGAUCAGUUAUUGACAUAUUCUCAUCAUGACCACAAGCGAAAUUUUCUUGAAACAGUGGAAUUACAAGUCGUCCUGAAGAAUUAUAAUACAUCACGUGAGAAGCGUUUCAGCGGUUCGCUUCGUUUACCACAUGUGAUUCGUCCUCGUUAUAAAAUUUGUCUUUAUGGUGAUGAAAAGCAUUGUGACGAAGCCCGACUGAAUCAAAUUGCUUGUAUGUCUGUCGAGGAUUUAAAAAGUUUGAACAAAAAUCGGAAAAAAAUCCGCCAAAUCGAUCACAAAUAUCACGCUUUUCUCGCAUCCGAAACAAUCAUUCGACAAAUACCACGUUUGUUCGGUCCGUGUCUUAGCAAAGUCAGUAAAUUUCCAACGUUACUCACGCAUAACGACAACUUAGUCGACAAAGUUCGACAGAUCAAAUCAACCUUACGUAUACAACUAAAAAAACAUCCGAAUAUCAGUGUAGCUAUCGGACAUGUUGAUAUGACUAUCGAGGAGCUGCUAACAACGACAACGAUGUCGGUUAAUUUCAUUGUUGGAUUAGUGAGAAAAAAAUGGCAGAAUAUCGACAAGAUUUUCAUUAAAAGUACAAUGGGAAAAUGUCAUCGUCUUUAUUAA
Molecule: messenger RNA, 663 nt
Organism: Adineta ricciae
Lineage: Eukaryota; Metazoa; Rotifera; Eurotatoria; Adinetida; Adinetidae
Source: the annotation of a GenBank genome assembly